GUAAGCCAUAGGGAACGGUAAGUUGUGAUCGCAAUUUUAGUUUCUCUAAGGGGCUAAUUUUGGUGAUGGCAGUACCUACAAUGUACCCUGCGUUUUUAGCACUUUCUUCAUUCCUCCUAGUUAUCAUACCAGCAAAUUCACAAAUUUCCUAUGGGUCUCUUGGCCGAGGAUUGUUGAAUUCAGAUUACUUACAAACUGGGGGUCUCAUCUAUCCAAACACGGAUGGAUCAGGACCCCAAGCAGACAGUUUGGCUGCAGCAAUUUAUGGGAUAGCUGUUCCUCCCGGAUUUAAUCAGUUCUCAGCCUCAGAAAAUUAUUUUGGACAGAAUAGAGGAGAUGGAUUUUCCGAUAGUUACGGGGGUGUUGGUAUAAGCGAUGCAAUCAAGCCUUCUGAUUUACUACUUGGGACAGGAAUACAUACAGGUGGAAGCGGCCGAGGAGGAAGCCAUUCAACAUACAUCUCAGAUUUCUCAGCGUUCGGUGAUUUUGGAUCCCAUUCAAGCAGUGACCAAAAAUCGUCCUCUUCUAGUUUAGUAGAAAUCGACCCAAUUGCAGCACGUUUUGGAGUUGUUAUUCCGAACGUAGGUCAUGCUCCAUUUGACCCAUCGCUUAGUGGAUCUACGGAAUCUUUCGGCGGAGGCACUAGCACUGGGGUAGGUGAUGGAACCACGGAUCUAUUCAACACUAGCCCUGUGGAGACCAGUAUCAAAUUUGAUUUACCCACUCAAGCUACAUUGAGUGAUACUUCUUUAUUUUCCUCUCAGCCUAAUACAGACGUCAACAAUAUAUCACCUGUCUUCAGCAACCAAAAUGCGUUACCUAGAAUAGACGACUCUUUUUCGGGGGAUCCUACGAUAACGGGAAAUGUCAGUCCACCUGGCGUUGGGAAUGCAGGAAAGAAUCAAGCGGAUGUUAUCACGAAUGCUUACAAGUUUUCCGAUAAUCAAAUAAUUAAAUUGGAAGAAAUAAAAAAAAACUUUCAGCAUACCACUGCUGCCAAUGGGGCAUCUGGCAAGUUUUUAUCUAGCCUUUCAACUGCCCAUGCUAACACGCCAGAAACACUUUCUUUACAUCUAGGUCCGGAAGGGGUUACUAACGUUGAGCUGAUUUCCGUUAAAGACAAAAAUAGCCAACUCCAGACAACUGUUACCUCCAAAGAAAAGGAACUCAAACAGAAGACAUCAAACGAGGGGAACCUUCCUUAUGUCAAAUCUUCCUCGCCGUAUGUUUACCGUGGCGCCCAUCGCGAGCAACAGAAAGUGGAGCAGUCGAAAAAAGAUACCAUCGUUAUUGAUACGCCCGAAAACAUUCCGGCUGCCGAGUACCUAACAGCGCAAGAAAGCAACGGAGAGUCUGUUAGCGAUCGAACAAAAGAACCCACAGCAGAACACAGCAAUUCUUACAGCUUCCUUACAGCACCGGGGUAUCGCACACACCACAAGUAG
Daphnia magna is the source of this 1445-nucleotide messenger RNA. RefSeq lists its product as uncharacterized. NCBI's taxonomy places the organism in Eukaryota, Metazoa, Arthropoda, Branchiopoda, Diplostraca, Daphniidae. The transcript has 6 exons. The record is from RefSeq and is a predicted model, not a curated record. The coding region runs from base 66 to 1445 and encodes 459 amino acids.